This is a messenger RNA of Cooperia oncophora, 1218 nucleotides long. Lineage: Eukaryota; Metazoa; Nematoda; Chromadorea; Rhabditida; Trichostrongylidae. The record is from the annotation of a GenBank genome assembly.
AUGCCAGACGUCAGUUCGUGUCGGAAAAUAUCGACAGUGCAGUUGUGCAAUUUGGAAAAGCAACCGUCAGGAUGUGGACUCGUGAUUGGAAAUAGGCAUGGCUGUCAUCGAACUGUAUACAACUCGACGGACGAAAAUUUCACCCUAGUUCGCCCAAUCGCACGAAGUCUAGUCAUCGCAACAAGAGCGAAAAGCAUGUUCUUGACAUCAGAGUACGAAGCAGAUGAUUGGGAGGCUAUUGAGAUCAAGAGUCCGACGUUCGCUGUGGACAUUCCGAGGGGAAAAAGGUUGAUGGUUGGGUCAAUGAAAGUCCGUUCACGUGUUGAUCAGGAAUCAUGCGACGGGAAGCUACGCAUCAUAGUGCCGGAGACGCAGUACUCGCCGGUUGAAUCGCUAUACAACGAAUGGAUGGGAACGUGGACAAAUGGAUUGAAUAUCGCAGUAAUAUGGUUCUCCGUGUUUUACCCAGCUGCACCAGAAGAUGGGGUCCGAUUCUGUGUGGUUUGCGGGAAGCACGACAAAUUUCGGCUUGACAGGCAUCUGAGCGAAACGCAUAGGGUUCCGAAGAGGAGUGAACUCUAUGAGGCCUACCAGCAAGUGGGAAGAGGAAUAGUUGACAGGAUGACUAAGGCAUCAGUGGAUCUAGAAAAAGUGCCCUCACCACAUCAACCGGGAGAGUGGCUAAUUUAUAACGCCUUCGUACAACGGUUACGUGAAUGCGGCAUUCCAAUACUGAAUGACCAUCUCGUUCAACAACCACCCGCACAACAGCGACCACCACUUCGACGACCACAGCACCGCCGUGCUAGAGAGGUCGGAGACCGCCGUGCUAGAGAGCUCGAAGAAGCAGCAGCGAUUGUCGAAGAAGUAGAAGAAGCAGUACCUGCAGUUUUAGAAGAAGUAGUAGCUGCAGUUGUAGAAGGAGAACAGCAGCACAUAAGAGAAGCCGGAGAGGGAAGGGCCAUGGAAGAGGAUCACCGACCAGCGACACGUCAAGGACCAUCGAUUCCAAGAGAGCAGCUGUGCUUGACGGUUACUGUAGCUGAGGAUAGGCUUUAUCGAGGUGGUCCAAAACCCCAUCCAGCGUUCUUGGAGGCACCUUACAAGACGCUCAUGUUUGCUCAUGAAAUGGACGUAUGGAGAGAGGAAGAAGAUUAUUACGUGCAGACGUUCACGAUUCCACCACAAAGCCAGCGUAGUCUUAGUGAGUGGAAUUAA